Messenger RNA from Scophthalmus maximus (turbot), 11132 nucleotides. RefSeq names its product cubilin (intrinsic factor-cobalamin receptor) (gene cubn). Gene Ontology annotation, molecular function: calcium ion binding. The coding region runs from base 63 to 10955 and encodes 3630 amino acids. Lineage: Eukaryota; Metazoa; Chordata; Actinopteri; Pleuronectiformes; Scophthalmidae. The transcript is spliced from 67 exons. The record is from RefSeq and is a predicted model, not a curated record.
CGGCUCAUCGGAGCUCAGUAAAGCGUUUCGAGAGUCCGGGGGCAACACAUCUCUCUUUUUCUAUGGCUGGGACACUGCGACUGUCAUGGCUGUUCUACAUUCUCCUGUUUCUUCUGGACGGGCUGCAAGGAGAGCCGGGGGACGCAGCGGCGGCACAGGGACGGAACGGGAGGGACAUCAGCAGUGAUCAGCCGCGCAUGCUGUCAGACAACGGUCACCUUGUGUUCACCACCGGGGACAACAAAGAGAUCCGCUUCCAGACGUCCGCAUCGGGCCGAGUUAAAGUGGGUAAUGAAGACCUCACCCUACUCCUGAGUCAGAUCAAAACCAACAAAGACGACAUUGAUAACAUUAAGUCUCACGGAGGCGGAGUUCCCCCUGACAUCGCCAACAAGCUAAACCAGCUCGAUACUCGGACGUCUUCGCUCGAGACCAAAGUGUCUGCACUUGAACUGACGGUGCAGAGGACGUCCUGCAGCAGCAAUCCCUGUCAGAAUGGAGCAACGUGUCUGAACUUACUCAGCUCAUUCCACUGUUUGUGUCCCGAAAACUGGGCUGGUCCUAACUGUGCCACAGAUGUCAACGAAUGUCAGAUUCACUCAGGAACGUUUCAGGGUUGUCAGAAUGGAGGAACCUGUGUCAACACCCCUGGAUCAUUCAGCUGUACCUGCUCUCCAGAAUGGUCCGGCUCUCUCUGCACUGUGCGUUAUGACGACUGCAGAAAUGCAGGACGGGACUUGUGCGUACAUGGCACGUGUAUUGAUGCAGACCGGCUUGUUGCUGGACAGCCGAAAUACCAGUGCAUCUGUGAGGGCGGCUGGGAGGCUCCUGCUGGGAACUCGGCCUGCGUGGCUGAUGUCAAUGAAUGUAACCUGUCCAUCAAGCCUUGCUCCACCAACCCCAUAGUUCCCUGCCACAACACCCAGGGUUCCUUCUACUGCGGAGCCUGUCCCGCUGGCUGGCAAGGCAACGGUUACAGCUGUCAGGAUGUGAACGAGUGUUCGUCCAAUAACGGCGGCUGCUCCACCGCUCCCAUGGUGCAGUGCCUGAACACGAUGGGCUCCUUCCACUGUGGCACCUGCCCUCAAGGUUACGAGGGGGAUGGGAGAACAUGCACCCAGGCCAGUAUCUGCGCUACCAACAACGGAGGCUGUUCCCCAUUAGCUACUUGCUCCUCAAGCUCAGCUUCAAGCUUCCCUAUAUGUACCUGCCUUCCUGGCUACGCGGGCAAUGGUUUUGGGCCGACGGGUUGCACCCAGACCAGCAACAUAUGUCAGACCAACAACCCUUGUGUCCACGGACAGUGUGUGGCCACAACCUCAGCUCCGGGCUACAUCUGCAAUUGCAACUCUGGCUGGCAAGGCGUGAACUGUGACCAGAACACCAACGAAUGCUCAAGCAAUCCCUGUCAAAACGGAGGAACCUGCACCGACGGCACGGACGGAUUCACGUGUACUUGCACGGCCCAGUGGACCGGCCCGCUCUGCCAGAACGCACAGCAAGAGUGUGGAGGUUACCUGACCGGCCCUGCGGGCUCCUUCAGCUACCCCAACACUCCAGGUGGCGAUGAAUACGAUCACCUCGUCAGCUGUGCCUGGGUGAUCCGAACUGACCCAGACAAGAUUCUGCGCAUUACCUUUCCUUACUUCCACUUGGAGAGCAGUGCCAACUGCAACUUCGACUUCCUUCAGAUUCAAGAUGGGGACAGUCCCUCGGCUUUCAUAAUCGGCAAAUACUGCGGCCAAAAUAACCCGCAGGAGCUCUUCAGCUCCCACCAUUCCCUAUAUUUCUGGUUUCGCUCUGACCACUCUAUCAGUGCCGGCGGCUUCACAGUUGUUUGGGAGUCCCGGGAACCAGUGUGUGGAGGCGAACUAACUGCUCCCUAUGGCAACAUCAACUCACCUGGCUACCCUGGAAACUACCCACCGGGGCGGGACUGCUAUUGGACAGUGACAGUGGAGCCGGGCAAGCUCAUUACCUUCGCGUUCGGGACUCUCAGUCUGGAGCAGCACCAAGACUGCAGCUAUGACUACUUAGAAAUCCGGGACGGUCUUCUGCCCGAAGACCAAGUUCUGGGGAAAUAUUGCAGUACUUCGUCACCUGCACCCCUGCAGACAACGGGUCCGGCUGCGUGGAUCCACUUCCACUCUGACUUCAGUAUCUCCGACCGAGGCUUCCACAUCACAUACACAACGUCGCCAAGUGACCCUGGUUGUGGUGGUACCUUUACUGACAGCGAGGGCAUCAUCAUCUCCCCCAACUGGCCCAACGACUAUGCCCACAAUCGGCAGUGUAUCUACUUGAUCAGGAUUCCCGUCAGCGAGAAGGUGGCCCUCAACUUCACUCACAUGAACCUGGAGAGUCACAGCAUGUGUACUUUUGACUAUGUGGAGGUUCGUGAUGGCAGGCUGGAGACUGAUCCUCUGAUAGGGAAGUACUGUGGGAGCUCCCUGCCGGCUCCCAUCGUCUCAUCCUCCAACUUGCUGUGGGUUCGCUUCAGGUCCGACAGCUCAGUCAGCCGGGCAGGUUUCAGGGCAGUCUAUACCAUUGCUUGUGGAGGAACUUUGUCUGGGACGGGCCAGCUACGCUCUCCGUACCACCCCGACGCCUAUCCCCACAACAAGGUCUGUGAGUGGGUCAUCAACCAGCCAGAGGGCUACGUGGUCACACUCAACUUCCUGUCGUUUGACGUCGAGGGAAAUUCCUGUCGGUAUGACUUUGUCGAGGUGAGAGACGGCUCCACAUCCAGCUCUCCUCUGCUGGGGACAUUCUGUAGUGACGCGAUUCCCCCCAGGCUCCAGUCCACUCAGAGAUCCAUGUACAUCAAAUUCAAGACCGACUCGUCCGUCAGCAACCACGGCUUUGAGGCCGCCUACGGCUCUGCCUUGGAGGGCUGUGGUGAUACCCUGAGCAGUCCCUCAGGCACCAUCACAAGCCCCGGCCACCCGACCAACUACCCCCACGGUGCCAACUGCACCUGGUACAUCGCCGUCUCCCCGGGCAACCUGGUUCGGCUGUCUUUUGACUCCUUCAACUUGGAGUACCACAGUAACUGUGCCUAUGACUAUGUGGAGGUCUAUGACAAUGGCACCGUGCAGACCGGCACCAAGAUUGGCAGGUACUGCGGGCGUUCGGUGCCUCCAUCCAUCACCAGCACUGACAGCAUGUUGACGCUGCUGUUUGUGACUGACUCCAGUAUGGCCACAGAGGGAUUCUCUGCCAGCUACGUCUCCAUCAACGCUACCACAGAUUGUAGUGAGACCUUCACCUCCCCGACAGGCUCCUUCUUUUCACCCAAUUACCCCAGCAACUACCCCACUAGCAGAGACUGCGUUUUCAAGAUCACCGUGCAGGUCAACAUGCAGAUAAUGCUGAACUUCACCAGCUUCGACCUGGAGGGAUCCCCCAAUUGCCACUAUGACUUUGUGGAGAUCAGGGAUGGCGGUUACGAGACGUCUCCCUUGAUUGGCAAGUUCUGUGCCAAUCAGGGGCCUCCGGUCCUGGUAUCCCAUAGCAACCGUCUUUGGGUUAGAUUCCGCUCCGAUGUAAUCAGCACGCGUAGCGGAUUCUUCGCCCACUGGGACGGCUCACAGACUGGCUGCGGAGGAACGUUGACAACUGCCUCUGGGGCAUUUUCCUCCCCGAACUACCCCCUGCCCUAUCACCCUAAUGCCGAGUGCUACUGGAACAUCAGGACCAACCAAGGCAACGAGCUCCUUCUCUCGUUCUCCGAUUUCCACCUUGAGUCCAGCUCCACCUGCUCCUACGAUUACUUGGCUGUGCAUGACGGUAACAGCGGCAGUGCCCCACAGCUUGCCAAUUUGUGUGGCAACCAGCUGCCCAGCGUCAUCAACUCCUCCUCAAAUCAACUUUAUGUCAAACUACGCACCGACAACAGCGUCAGUACCGGAGGCUUCCUCGCAUCAUACACCUCAAACUGCCGUAACGUGAGUAUCUCAAGACGACAGUCGGGAGCAGUGGAGUCGCUGAACUUCCCCAACGACUACCCAUACAACUCCCAGUGCAGCUGGACCAUCCACGCCAGCAGUGGAAACACCAUCAACUACACCUUCACUGCCUUCCAGCUGGAGGCCUUCAGCAGCUGCAGAUACGACUACAUAAAGCUCUAUAACGGACCUGACGAGCGGGCUCCUCUCAUUGGUACAUACUGUGGAUACACGCCCCCUCCAGCCAACGGCACCACAAGCUCGGCCCUCACGGUGGUGUUCACAACCGACGGGUCCGUGUCCAAGUCUGGCUUCCAGAUGAUGUGGUACCAGAAUGGUUGUGGCCAGGAGCUCUCCGGCCCCAGCGGUUCCUUCAACAGCCCGGACUACCCCAACAGGUAUCCAGAAAACAGGGAGUGUAUCUGGUACAUCACCACAUCGGCGGGCAGCAGCAUCACCCUCACCAUCCACGAGUUCGACGUGGAGUUCCACCAGGACUGCAACUACGAUGUGCUGCAAGUGUAUGGAGGCCCAGACCUGUCAGCCCCGCGGCUGGUCCAGCUCUGCAGCACCACAUCCAGCCCAAUGCAGGUCUCCAGCACUGGCAACCUGCUCACGGUGCGCUUCAAGUCUGAUGCCUAUGUCAGCGGACGAGGAUUCAACGCGAGCUGGAAUGAAGUCCCGGGAGGCUGCGGGGGCCCAGUCACCGCUCCGUCGGGGGAGAUCCAUUCUCCGUCCUAUCCCGGCAGCUAUCCCAACAAUGUGGACUGUUCCUGGGUCAUCAGCGUCGAUUCCCACCACCGCGUCUUCUUCAAUUUCUCCGACCUGGACAUCGAACCUCACAGCAGCUGCCUCUGGGACUACGUGGCUAUUCACGAUGGUCCGACCACAUCUUCUCCGCUGCUCGCCCGUGUUUGUGGCACCAGUCUUCCUCCGUCCAUCACCUCCACGCAGAACAUCAUCACUGUUCGCUUCAGGUCGGACUCCAGCCGCAGCCACCGCGGUUUCAGCGCUCACUUCUCCGAGGCCUGUGGUGCGACCAUUGUCACUGACAAUGAGGGCGGGGCCAUUGCAUCGCCACGGUACCCGGCACCAUACCCACCCAAUCAGAACUGCAGCUGGAUCAUCAGCGCACAGGAACCAUUCAACCAUGUGACACUGUCAUUCACCGAAUUUGACUUAGAGAGGGUCUACUCCAACUGCUCCCAUGACGCUGUGGAGGUCCUGGAUGGAGACAACUACCAGGCGCCGUCAAUAGGGCGCUAUUGUGGCACGGAAUUACCUCAUCCGGUGACGUCCUUCAGUAACUCUCUGGUGGUCAACUUCGUCUCCGACCGCUCCGUCUCCAUGAAAGGUUUCCGGGCCACCUACUCCGCAUCCACCUCCAGUUGCGGAGGAGAUCUGCUGAUGGAGAGCGGUGCGUUCAACAGUCCCAACUAUCCCGACGCUUACCCGCCCAACGUGGAGUGUGUGUGGACCAUCAAGAGCUCACCGGGAAACCGUCUCCAGCUCUCAUUCAUUAUCUUUCACCUGCAGGGCGACUCUGGCUGCCACAACGACUACCUGGAAAUCAGAGAGGGAAACUCCACCGGGUCUCUGGUCGGGCGCUUUUGCGGGACCUCGCUCCCCUCCAACUACACCUCCGUGAUCGGCCAUAUCCUGUGGGUCAAGUUCGUCUCGGAUUCAUCAAUUAGCGGAGCCGGAUUCAGAGCCACCUUCUCACACUUGUAUGGUAAUGACUUGGUGGGGGAUAUGGGUCAGAUUGCGUCCCCGCUGUAUCCCAGAACGUACCCGAGUAAUGCCGACUACCGCUGGACCGUAACUGUGGAGGGAGGCAGCUACAUCCAGAUCCGCUUCUUGGACAUCGACAUCGAGGACCUGUACGACUGCUACUACGACGACCUCAAGAUAUUCGACGGCCCCAGUGUACAUCACUAUCACAUCGGGACAUUCUGUGGCCUGGGCCUGCCCCCUCCCGUGAGGAGUACUGGCAGCACGGUCACCCUGCAGUUCACGUCGGACUCGGUGACAGGAGGACGAGGCUUCCUUGUGGAAUGGACCGCUGUGCAGGACUCUGGACCGCCACCCACCAUCCCACCAGGUGCAUGCGGUGGGGUGCUAAUAGCCGGAGAGACUCCUGGCUUCUUCUUUUCCCCCGGCUGGCCUGAGGAGUACCCUAAUGACCAGGAGUGCACCUGGUUGAUUCGUUCUCCAGACUCGAUUGUAGAGUUCAACAUCUUGUCUCUGGACAUGGAGGACUACCCCACCUGCUACUUCGACAGCCUAGUCAUCAGAGACGGUGGGUCCAGUCUAGCCCCGGUGCUGGCCAAUGUGUGUGGUCGGGAUCCCCCGGGUCCCCUGCACUCGACAGGAGAUUCCAUGUUCAUUCACUUCUCCUCGGACAGCAGCGUCAACGGCCGAGGCUUUAACGCCUCCUACUCCAGAGGUUGCGGUGGCCUUCUGCACGUAGACCGCGGUGUGGUGAGCAGUCCGCACUACCCCCAGAACUACAUGCCCGGUCUGGACUGUAGCUGGCACGUGAUGGUGACGCCGGGCUUCAGGGUUUCUGUCACCUUCCAGAGCCCCUUCCAGAUUCAAGGCUAUGGAACGGCAUGCAGCUCAGGAGACUACCUCGAGCUUAGGAACGGUCCGGACGGUUCAUCUCCAUUACUGGGGGGACGUCUCUGUGGUACAAGUCCCCCGUCCCUCCUCCAGACGACCGACAACCACCUCUUCCUUCACUUCCUGUCCGAUGGCAGUAAUGAGGCCAGUGGCUUCAAGCUGACAUUUGAGGCCCACAGUCAGGCGUGCGGCGGCUUCAUCGAGCUGAGCCAUAACGAUCCUCCGGGCUACAUCACUUCGCCCAACUACCCUCAGAACUACCCCCAGAACGUCGACUGUGUCUGGGUCAUCACCGUGCCCAAUGGAGAAGCUGUGCAAAUAGACUUUGAGGAUGAAAUCUACAUUGAGCCCACGACCCAAUGCUUGUAUGACUACUUGGAGGUGCGCGACGGCUCAACCACCAACGCCGACUUGAUUUCCCGACUGUGCGGCAACACCCGACCAUCUACCCAGCACUCGACGGGUUCCUCCAUGCUUCUCCGGUUUCGCACCGACACCAGCGUCACGCACAAGGGCUUCAAGGCAAAGUACUCCAAGGCCACUUGUGGAGGGACCUACAUAGGUCAGAGGGGUGUAAUCUCCAGCCCUGGCUUCCCGGGGUCCAACUACCCUGACGGCUCCAGCUGUGAGUGGUACCUGGAGGGCCCCACUGGGCACUACCUCACCCUCGGCUUCAGGAACUUCAGUGUGCAGGCCACUUCAGGAUGCUCCGCGGACUAUGUGGAGAUCAGAGAGUACAAUGCCUCAGGACGCCUGCUGGGCCGACACUGUGGCUCUAACCUUCCAGCUUCCAUGGACACGUCCGACAGUUUCGCCUACGUCAAGUUCGUCAGUGACAACAGCGGAAACGCAGCUGGAUUCAGUCUGUCGUUUGAGGCCAGCGUUGAAGCCUGCGGAGGAGAGCUGAACGCUCCCUCGGGAACCAUCUCCUCCCCCAACUACCCCAACUUGUACCCCCACAGCCGGGUGUGUCGCUGGGAGCUGGUGGUGCCGGCGGGCCGCCGAGUCACGCUCACCAUUAAUGACCUGCGGCUGGAGGAGUCUGGUUCUUCCUGUGUGUUUGACUACGUUGAAGCACUGAACGGGUUCAUGGACGAUGCCCCUCGCCUGCAGCGAUUCUGUGGCUCAGUACCGGCAGGCACCCAGGUUCGCUCCUCUGGCAACACCAUGACCGUUGUGUUCCGCUCUGACGCCUCAGAGUCCAACGGCGGCUUCACGGCGUCUUACUCCUCUGAGGAGCCUGCAGUGUGUGGUGGAGUCCUGAACAACCCAGUGGGCGGGAACUUCACUUCGCCCGGGUACCUGGUGUCCAACUACAGCAACAACCUCAACUGCGAGUGGCUCAUCCGGAACCCACAGCACAUCAACUCCUCCAUCGUGGUGCUGAUAGAGGACAUGCACCUGGAGAACCACCAGAUCUGCGAGUCCGACUACCUCCAGUUCCGUUUGGGUAACUAUGAUGGGGAGCUGCUGGCCAAGUUUUGCGGGCAGACCGUCCCCACAAUUCCCAUCGUGGUCUUCACCCCGGAGCUCUGGGUCCAUUUCCAGACUGACGCCUCCCAGGGAGACCUAGGCUUCAAGGCCAAGUACAUGUUCUCUGAAUGUGGAGGAUUGCAGACUGGUGAGGGAGGGGUGCUGUCCAGUCCGAAUUACCCCAGUAUCUACCCCAGCCCCAGUCGCUGCGCUUGGCUGCUCGAGGCUCCAGUGGGCCACACCAUUACGCUCAGCUUCACCUACUUCAACCUGGAGCCCCACUCCACAUGUGGCUGGGACUCUGUCACCAUUUUCAACGGAGGAUCCCCGGGCUCCCCCGUCAUCGGCCAGUACUGCGGCGUGACUUCCCCGGGGACCAUCAAGUCCGGAUCCAACAGGCUCGCCGUCGUCUUCCUGGCGGACCACAGCGUGUCCAGAGGAGGCUUUGUAGCCUCCUGGUCGGCCGAUUCGUCGGGCUGCGGAGGGGUGAUACACGCCGACUCUGGAAUUUUCAAGUCUCCAAACUAUCCCCAGAACUUCCCGCCCAAUGUCGAGUGUUCCUGGCAGAUCAUUGCCCACGAGGGAAACCACCUGGAGAUGAGCUUCAACGGCGAUUUCCAGAUUCCGGACAGCACCGGGACCUGCCAGAACAGCUACGUCAAGGUGUGGUCAGGUCAGAACCAACGUCCCGAGGCUCUGCUGUCAACAAGCUGUGGCUCCACGGCCCCGGGCCCCGUCAUCGCUCCGUCUAACGUCAUCACCAGCCGAUUCCAGGCCACGGAAGCCACCGGCAAAGGCUUCUCAGCCUCCUUCAGCACCAGAUGCGGUGCAAACUUCACGGCUCCCAACGGACGCGUGGUUUCUCCAAAUUACCCGGCCGACUAUCCCGACUGGUCCAACUGCAACUACACCAUAGACGCCGGAGCACAGACGGUGAUCGUCGUCGUCUUUCAGGUCUUCCAAGUUGAAGCGGACUCCACCUGUCAGUAUGACGGGCUGAAGAUCUACGGCCUGGCUACCAGCAGCACUCCCAUCGCCACGUUGUGUGGCACCAGCGUCCCGGGGUCCUUCUCCACCUUCGGGCCCAUGCUACUCCACUUCUACUCUGACUCUGUGGUCAGCGACAAUGGCUUCAUGGCAGAGUACAGAGCCAUCCCAUGUGGUGGUUUCUUCAACAGCACCAUGGGAACCGUGAGCAGUCCGGCUCUCUCCAUGACCAACUACCACCACAACAUCAACUGCACCUACCACAUCAUGGUCCCAGCAGGCAAAGUAGUGGAUCUCAAGUUCAACACCUUCCACCUGGAGGCGUCGUCUUCCUGCCGCUACGACUACGUGGCGGUUUACGACGGACCGGACACCCUGUCGCCCCUGAUGGGGAAAUUCUGCGGCGCGGUGCUCCCGCCCAACCUGCGCUCCUCCGCCAACCAGCUGUUCAUCGUCUUCAGGACGGACGCCUCGGUGGGCGGGAUCGGCUGGAGGGCCGUCUACAGCGAGACGCUCGGUCCGGCGCAGGGAUGUGGCGGCUACCUGUCCAUGCCCAUGGGCAUGUUUGGUUCCCCAGAUCCGAACCUGGACGGGAGUUACGAGCCAAGGAUGGACUGCAUGUGGACCAUCGAGAUGCCGGUCAACAGGGCCGUCAACCUGACCUUCAACUCUUUCGAGCUGGAGUCCUCCUCUACCUGCCGCUACGACUCCGUCAAAGUGUAUGAUGGUGACAACAUUAACUUCCCUCUGGUCGGGACUUUUUGCGGAAGCUCCGCCCCUGCUUUCUUCGUAUCGAGCGGCAACUUCCUGACCGUUCACUUUGUCACCGACAACUCGGUGCAGCGGCGAGGCUUCAAUGCUACCUACAGAGUCGUGCCUUUGCUCUGCGGCGGCACUCUGAACACCACAACCACCGUCCAGACCCUAAGCUCGCCCUCCUUCCCCAAUGCAUAUCCUCCUUUCACCUCCUGCCGCUGGAUACUGGAUGCUCCGGCACAGGAAACCAUCAAACUGUCAUUCCAGAACUUUGCGCUCCAGCCCGGCCAGAGCUGCUCCACAAACUUCCUGGAGAUGAGGGACUGGCCUGUGGGAGACUAUGGGCAGUCGCUCAAGUUCUGCGCGUCUGACGCUCGUCCGCAAGACUUCUACAGCUACAGCAGGACGGUGCACGUCGACUUCAAGUCUGACACCUUUGUGUCGGGAAAUGGCCUGAGUUUCACCUAUCAGAUCGCAAGCUGCAGCCGAACCUACGAACAGGAACACGGCCACCUGAAGAGCCCGGGCUGGCCUGACAUCUACCCCCACAACAUGGACUGCACCAUCCUCCUGAAGGCACCGCAGAACCACUACAUCUCCUUCUUCUUCAACAGUUUUGAUCUGGAGAGCCACAGCAGUUGUGGCUUCGACUAUCUGGAGAUUCGUAACGGCAGCACAGCUGAAUCGCCACUGGUUGGGAAGUUCUGUGGCAGCACGCUGCCCAGCCCCGUCUUCCCACAAUCCAAUCUGCUCUACUUGCGCUUCAAGAGCGACUACUCCGGCGCCCGGGACGGCUUUGAGGCCACGUGGACGUCCUCUCCUCACGCUUGCGGUGGCAAUCUGUCCGGAGACCACGGCUCGCUCGCCAGUCCCAACUACCCUGGCACCUACCCCAACAACACCCGCUGUGAGUGGAGCAUCAGGGCUCCCAGGGGCCGCGUGGUGACAGUCAUCUUUGCCCAGAUCAGUAUCGACGACCCCGGAGACUGCCAGAGCAACUACUUGAAGUUGUACGAUGGCCCCGACGCGUCCUCGUCGCCCGCCGGGCCGUACUGCGGAGCGGAAACCAACAUCGCACCGUUCACAGCCUCCUCCCAUCACGUGUACGUCGUCUUCCAAGCCCAGUAUUCCACCCUGCAGUCGGGCUUUAGACUCACCUGGAGCAGCUGAGAGUGACACACACACACACACACACACACACACACACACACACACACACACACACACACACGAGGUUGCUGACGAUUUAACUAAUCAUGCUGUGCAUUUAUGUUUGACCAAACUGAUGUAAAUAAUAAAUUAAAAUGUCUAUUCUGUUAUAGUAAAUACAUGAUUCCUGAAGUACAA